Molecule: messenger RNA, 6059 nt
Organism: Hemibagrus wyckioides
Lineage: Eukaryota; Metazoa; Chordata; Actinopteri; Siluriformes; Bagridae
Gene: nfat5a
Product: nuclear factor of activated T cells 5a
Exons: 15
Coding region: 1370-5449 (1359 amino acids)
Biological process (GO): regulation of transcription by RNA polymerase II; calcineurin-NFAT signaling cascade; cytokine production
Cellular component (GO): transcription regulator complex
Molecular function (GO): transcription factor binding; DNA-binding transcription factor activity, RNA polymerase II-specific; RNA polymerase II cis-regulatory region sequence-specific DNA binding
Source: RefSeq, a predicted model, not a curated record
CGCGCGAAGGGGGCGGAGUCGUUCAGGAAACGGUGAAUGGCUGUUAUGGCUAACUAGCUAGUCAGAUGGGUGAAGAGAAACGGCAAAGCGCUCGUUUCAGGCUACUAAAUAAACGCAGAUGUCUACAGUCGGCUUUUUAAUGGGCUUAGGAGCUAUAUUUAUGCCUGAACCAGUGUCCUCGCUUGCCUAGCUUGGCCUCCGCAGCCACUUGCCCAUUGAGCUGUCUGCUUGGAGGAGUGGGAGAAGCCGUUAGCCCUCAUAGCUCUCAUCAGGCUCUGAGCUAACCACACAGCUAACCUCGCUAACUUAGUAUGCCCUCUGAUUUCAUAGCUCUUCUAAGCACGGAUAUCGACCUCAAUUCACCCAAAUCUUUGUAUUCCAAAGUCGGUGACUUGUGGAGCAGAUCCAGCCCUGAAGCUCCACAGCAGUGUGUCAGAUCAGAGGCACAGACCCCCGGCUAGUGUGGGUGUUAGGAGGAAACCACAAUUGGCAUUACCGACAGUCUCUACUACACUAUUCCACAAAGACCAGCAAUGCUGAAUGUUUGAACCUCACACGGACCCAGUCUGAAGUGGACACAACCGUUCACCAAAAUAAACCAGUUGUCCUAUUAGAACGAGUCAGUGUAUGACCUCCUGCCUAAAGAACUUCAGCUUCCUCUAGCCUCACAGGACAGCCACAACAUGAGUCAGAAGAGUGGUGGGGAGGCAGGCCCUCUUCCCUCUGCUGCCGUGGCCUCAGGGAGUUCCCUCUGAAACAGGGAGAGUCUGCUUAUAAAAUGGUCUGCAGUUCUCUGCUUCGUAGGUCAGAAGCUUGUUUAUUCUGUCUCCAUGGCUAUGCUCAGUCCCAACCAAAUCCUCCGAUUGGCAUGCAUUAGCUGACAUCUGAAAAUUAUAAUUGGAGCCCAUUUGUUUUGAUAGGCUGUGUAGAUCAGUUCAGCGGUUAGUUAUGCGAUAGCAAUUGUACAUGCUCUGUGUAUGCCUUACGCAUGUUUACAUGGCACAGGAUUUAAUCUUUUUUAACAUUUAGGCCAUAGACUGUAAUUUAUGAUAGAAUGACAUGCAGUAAUGAUUAAGAAUAAGCAUUUUUUUUUACAUACAUGUAUUCAUUGAUGGCUAGACAGGAAAAAAGGAUUUUUAUAAAUGAUUGGCCUGAUAUUAUUGCUAUGUUUUUUAAUUUGGGAAAAAUUGGCCUAAAGGGUUAGGGCACAAUCAUGCACAAAAUUGCACUGCUUGAUCGGGACUGCUAGCCAGUUUUGUAGUAACGAGCGUUGUUAACUCUCUGCAUUGUGCACACUACAGAUGCAGCCACCGCCUGUGUUGUCUCAUCCUCCCCUGGAGGGCACAGCAGUGCUUCUUCCUGUCCCAGCAUGCACUGUGCUACUUCAGCUCCAGAGCAGUCUUCCAGGCUCCACUGUCUCCCUGUCGAGGUGCUGGGAGCGGAGCCUGGUUCAGCUUCCGGCAUCAGUGGGACUGCUGGGAACGAUGGUGUCGGAGCAGCAGCCCAUCAGAGCCAGAUGACGCCCUCAAAGCGACGCACUGUACUAAACAUCUCGCCGCCUCCAGAAGACCUGCUUGACGACAGCCGCAUGUCCUGCCAGGACGAGGUAACGCUCAACCCAGACUCUGAGCAGAGCGGCAGCAUAUGGAUGGACGACUCCGUAUCAAACUUUAGCAUGCUGAGCAGCACUUCAUAUAACGACAACACUGAGGUUCCUCGGAAAUCCUGCAAGCGAACACCACGCCAGAGGCCGGGCCAGAAGCCUGUAGCCAGGGAUGAAUCGACCAUGGAUGUGUUCGAUGCUGACAGUGCUAAAGCUCCACACUUUGUACUUUCACAACUCGGCUCUGAAGGAAAGGCCAGUCUCAAAGGGAGCACCCUGGAGGUGGCUGGCAGCCAGAAAGGUGGAAUUCUUUCAACACAGUACCCACAAAAGAGUGAGGGGAAAGAGCUAAAGAUUCUGGUGCAGCCUGAGACCCAACACCGAGCACGAUACCUCACAGAGGGCAGCAGAGGAUCUGUCAAAGACCGCACACAGCAAGGCUUCCCCACGGUCAAAUUAGAAGGUGUGAAUGAACCAGUUGUUCUCCAAGUGUUUGUGGCUAAUGAUGCCGGACGCGUAAAACCUCACGGCUUCUAUCAAGCAUGCAGAGUGACGGGACGCAACACGACUGCCUGUAAAGAGGUGGAUAUCGAAGGCACCACGGUUAUUGAAGUGAACCUUGAGCCAAGCAACUCCAUGACUUUAGCAGUGGAUUGUGUCGGGAUACUGAAAUUGAGGAAUGCAGAUGUUGAAGCCCGAAUAGGAGUGGCUGGCUCUAAAAAGAAAAGCACCCGGGCUCGUUUAGCAUUCAGGGUUAACAUCCCCAGACCGGAUGGCUCUGUCCUCACCCUGCAGACCCUUUCUUCACCCAUCCUCUGUACUCAACCUGCUGGAGUGCCUGAAAUUCUCAAAAAGAGUCUUCAUAAAUGCGCAGUGACUGGAGGAGAGGAGGUCUUUAUUAUUGGCAAAAACUUCCUUAAGGGAACCAAAGUUAUUUUUCAGGAAAUUUCCACAGAUGAUGGCUCGUGGCAGGCUGAAGCAGAGAUUGACAUGGAACUUUUCCAUCAAAAUCACCUAGUGGUAAAGGUGCCUCCUUAUCAUGACCCGACAGUGACCUCACCCGUAUCAGUUGGAAUCUCUGUGUUAACAAAUGCAGGAAGGACACAUGAACUACAGCCUUUCACCUAUACUCCUCUGCCAGAAAAAGUUGAUGUUCCCGUGAAGUCCGAAUUGUCAGUAACGGCAAAGCCUUGCACUUUUGAAGAGCAGAUAAAUGCAAUGCAAACUGGCACCAAUAGUCUUAACAGUACCUUGAUGGCUCCGAUGAUAUCCAUAGUCAAAAGGGAAGAAGUAACUCCGAUGGAAAUCUCUACCAACUCGACGACAUCCAGCAUUUUUAAGCCUGCAGAGGUCCUCAAUUCAGACCAACAGAUUUUGGAAAUUACCACCAUUCUUCCUACAAGUAGCAAAUCCUUUCCUAGCCCUGUGCCUCUAACAUCUGUUGACCCUCAACAAUCGGUGCCCACAAUGUUUGUACCUCCAGAGCCACUAACAACAAUUCAGAAACAGGAUAUCCCCGCUACUCCGUCCUUUCAAGUCUCCUUGUCAGAAGACACCACAGUUCUUCAGCCUGUGCCCCCACAGGUUCCUCAGCAGUUCUUGAGGGAAACCCCUGAGACUUUGUCUCCGGAAGACGACAGUCCAGACGGCACAGGAAUGGUGGUAGUGGGGAUGGAAUCUAGGCCUCCCCCGUCCCAACCACCCCAGGUUCAGACCAUUUUGCCUCAGGAUGAGGUAGCACAGCUGGAAAGAGCUGUUAGGGAAUUGCAAGAACAGCAGCAACUGAAUUCAGUGCUUUAUGAUUCAAACCCCUCUGCUGAAAACCUCCAGCAACACGUGCAGGAAAACAUGAACAGUUUAAGGCUGGGAGGCAAUGAGAACACUUUGACCAAUCAACAGCAGCAGCAACAAGAACAUAAUAUAUUGCAGAAUCUGCAGCAGCAGCAUCAGAAUGCUCUAGUUGAUCUGCAGCAUCAACAGACAGUCCUAAACAAUUUGCAGCAGCAACAAACUGUUUUGGAGAACUUCCAGCAACAAACUCUUGGAAAUCUGCAACAACAGUCACAUCAGAAAGUUUUGGAAAACCUGCAGCACCAGAAGGUUCUUGAGAACAUUCAGCAACAAAACUCUUUGGUAAAUAUUCAGCAUCAGAAUGUACUUGACAAUCUGCAACAGCAUCAGCAGAAUCUCGAGAAACUUCAACAAGAGCAACAACAUCAAGAGGUCUUGGAAAACUUGCAGAAACAGUUACAGACGGAACUCUUACAGCCACAGAUUCCCAUGCAGUGCACACCGAGUUUCCCUGUAGUACAACAGGAUCAAAUGUCUGAGCAUCAAACCACCACGCAGAUAGAUGGCUCUUUGUCACAGCCAUCUGAUAGUUUUCUCCAGAAUUCCUCCCCACAGCCACAGCAGCAAACACUUUUUCAACAGGCUGGGGGGCUACUGACUAUUCAGACAUCUAGCUUUCUUCAGCAGUCACCUUCCCAAACCUCGCCUCCACAGCAGCUGUUUCAGAGUCACACACCUCUUACUGACACACAGGAACCACAAACAGGGCUCUUUGGCACUUCUAAAGCUACCCCGGUCCAACCUGCUUUAUUUUCCAAUACAGUGACCAUGCUGACAAGCACUAACAUAUCUUCAGAGCAGCAGGCUCCCUCCGCUACCCUGUUCAUUUCUCAGGGUGUACUGCACAGCCAGAUAACGUCUAAUAAUUCCCCAAAUCAACAACAGCAACAAAUAGCUUUUCUCACCCCGAUGGAAACGUCAUCUUCAGCAACCCAAUCGGUGUCACUUUUUCCGGGACAGCCCCAGUUGUCCACUCCAAUGGAACAGCAUUCUUCACAGUCUCAGCAAAUGCCAACACCGCAGCAAGCUUCCCUAUUCCAGAAUAUCUCUACCAUAUCCCAAAGUCCGGGCCAGCAGCAACCACAGCCUGGCUUACUGUUCUGUGCUACUCCUGUUAAUCCUCAAGACCUCCCUCAGACCCUUUUGUUCAGUACCCAGAACCAAGGUCCGAUAAGUGGCAACCCACUGCCCCAAAAUAUCUUUCAAGACCAGCAACCCAUGCAGGUGGUCCCAAGCCCUGGGAAUAUAACAACGGACAACUCAACAAGUCAGCCUACAGUCUCUCCAUCACAGUCAACACAAAGUCCACAGAUUCUUUUUCCCCAAGCCCGUGUGGUGUCCGUGUCUCCGCAAGAUUCAGCCGAGCCCAUGUCUUUUCAAGACGAGUCCUCUGUUGUGGGUCACUCGUCUACCGGUAUGCCUACAACCCAGCCUGGACUCUUUCAGGACCAGCAACCUAUGCAGGUUGUCCCAAGUGCUAGCAGCUGUGCCUCUGUCCCCUCCACAGACCAGGGCACUGUUAAUAUUUUUUUGCCACAGGCAGCCAUUUCUGCACUCCAAAGUGGUGUAGGAAGUCAAGAGUUACCUCAGAAUGCUACAGCAACUGCCAUUUUUAGUGGGCAGGGUGGAGUGGCAAUUGGAGGGUUGCAGAGCUCCACUGCCACAUCCAGUCAACAGGCUCCAGAGUCACUUUUUCAGACAUCUUUAGGGGGAACCCUCAACCAGCCUGGACAACCAGGACAAACAGGCCUAUUUAUUUUUGAAAUCCCCACUGAAUGCAGUCCGUUAUUAACCCCUCCUGGUCCCACGUUGCCGGACCAGCUUGUCACCAUGGCGCAUCCCAGAUCGGAUCACAACCAGAACCAGCUUCAGACCAGUGCACAGAUACAUAGUUUACUAGACCAGUCCAACAACCUCAGCGAGAAGAUCGAUGAACUACUCGAGCAGUUUGAGGAACAAGGGAAGACGCUUCCCAGGGACUUCUUAGAACAGUAAAAUGUCACCUUGAUUAGUCUUCGUGAGCUCGGUUUCGAACUCGCAGACGCAAGUGACUCGGGCUACUUGAAGGAUCUGAAAUUUUAAAGCCUUUAAUAUUUGUCGAAUGGAUUAUGUAGGCUGUUACAGGUGGGUAUAAUCAUGGAACCAAAUAAUUGGGGCCAAUAAAAUGUCUUGUCAAGUCAGUGUUGUGAUCUGUCAUGGCAUUUCAUAUCUUGGCGAUUAUAUAUGUCAUGUUGACAAAAUUCCGUCACUCGUUCUACGUUACCAUCUUCCAUCUGUCUAACAGAAACUGACACGACGUCUCUAACAAAACCGUCGUCGAGCUGAUGUAAUACAUUGGACUAAUUCAUUGUCUGAAUUUUUUAGAUGGUGUGUUUAGCACUUUAUUGUGUUUUUUGAAGUGAGUUACAUGCUUUCAAACCAUUUGUAUCCAUAUUUGCCUCUUUUUAUAGUCUUUCCCAAAAAAAGAUCCUCUAUUUUCUACCAGCUCAGUCAUACUUUACUCUCCGUUUUCAUAUUAACCUAUAUAACGAGCCAUGCUUUUUUUAGACGAUCGUACGAAGCGUCCUCAUUAGUCUCAAUCCAUACCUUAUAUAUAUAUAUAUAU